This is a messenger RNA of Limulus polyphemus (Atlantic horseshoe crab), 2311 nucleotides long. Its product is annotated as slit homolog 2 protein-like. Lineage: Eukaryota; Metazoa; Arthropoda; Merostomata; Xiphosura; Limulidae. Gene Ontology annotation, cellular component: plasma membrane. The transcript is spliced from 14 exons. Bases 877 to 2175 code for a protein of 432 amino acids. Gene Ontology annotation, molecular function: protein binding. The record is from RefSeq and is a predicted model, not a curated record.
CUGCCGCAUGAGUUGCGUGGACCAACUUAAGUUUUAUUGAGUUUAUUCCUCUGUUUGCAUAGCUGUCUUCGAAGAAAUGGAACUUCAGAAUGGAUCCUGACGUUCGUGCUGCUGAACGGAUUAGCUUCUGUACAAAGUGAGGAGGGGUGCUAAAAGGAAUUCUCUCUGGGUUAAGCCCGAAUUAGUGAAGGACCCGCCCCAACGCGCUCUCGUUUAGGAGAUUUGCUCAUGCGCCUUGUUUCCCCCACUGUUCAGAGUAGAUUUGCAGAACCUCUUGGGCUCCCGAGGCGGUCCCUUGGUCUGUGUAUUACUACACAGUAGAGUUCCUACCGCUGCCAAGUACAGUGGUGUGUAUGACUAGUGCUGCUGCGGUAUAAGUAGGAAGUAAACGUGUAUGUUGUACCAUUGACAAGCAAGUAACCUUGUUUUACCGCACAACCAGUCCAAAGUUAACUAUAUUUCGUCAGGCCAGUGUGCAAGUUUACAAACCAGUGAGUCGAUUUGUUUCUACUGGUAUGAGAGUAUAGAUCCAGGUGACGGACAGUGGUAUCAUACGGUAUUGGUCACCAGAAGCGGCUGAAACGCGCGUGAGACAGUUACUAUACGCUGAAGAAAUUUUAACGUGGUGUAAAAAAACAAACAACGAUUCAUCUAAUGCCAUUUCCAAGGUUUUUCUUCUUAGCCUAAAGUGUCUCUUCCGUUAAGUUGAACGAGAUUUUUACCGCUACGUUGGCCACGGAAGAAGAGGGCCCAGAGACUCUUCACUCGGCCCCAAGGCUGAAAAUCGAACGGACAUUCGGCCACAUACGCCGUCUUCAGCGGAGCAUCUGGACGGCAGCCUAUGCCGACGUAGUGCCGUGUUGUCCUCUGUACAUCAUGGCCCGUCGGCUGUUGCUUCCGCUGGCUGUGCUGCACGUGGCCCUGUUGCUGGUUCUCUUCCAGUGCCUCGCGCCCGGCCGAGCCAAACGGCUGUCACAGUGCCCCGUGGAGUGUGAGUGCCGUGGCAGGACAAUAGAAUGCAGCAACCGUGGAUUACAGUUUGUGCCAAGAAAUCUGCCACCCGAGGUCAAACGAAUAGAUCUGGAUCAUAACAACAUCACUUCUAUCAGGGCGGAAGAUUUUCAAGGUCUUCACAGGCUCAAAAUCUUACAGCUGAGAAACAAUGGAAUCGUCACCAUUGAACGAGGAGCGUUUCGAGAUACCGUUUCUCUGGAGCGUUUGAGACUUAACGGGAACAAACUUCCAUCUUUACCCGACAUGCUGUUCUCCACUACACCCAAAUUGAACCGGUUAGACCUCAGUAACAACAAACUGACCGCCAUCGGAGCGAAAACACUUCGCGGUGCUCCAAGGUUAUUGAACUUGCAGUUUGACAACAACGAGAUUGCUUGCAUUGACGAUGCAGCUCUCCGAGGACUCCAUCACCUGGAAAUUCUCACGUUGAACAAGAACAAUCUCACGACUUUAGGAAAAAAUCUUUUUGAAAAUAUGAAGAAGCUGAGAAUCAUGAGGAUAUCGGACAACCCCUUCACCUGCGACUGUCACCUCUCCUGGCUAGCCAGGUGGUUGAGAAGUAACCCCCGCUUAGGGCUCUUUUCACGCUGUGCUCUACCUUUCUACCUCAAGAACAAAGACGUCGCAUCUUUAGAUGAAUCUUACCUCAGGUGUAACGGUGUGGAGGAAACCCCUAGUGGUUGCCAGACAGAACUAAUGUGUCCUCACCCUUGCACUUGUUUUGAUGGUGUUGUCGAUUGUCGAGACAAACAGUUGAAGAGAAUCCCUGACCGCAUACCCGAGUCAGCAACAGAGCUGAGAUUAGAACAGAACCAAAUCACCGAGAUAACACCCGGAGCGUUCGCCUUGUACCCACGAUUAAGGAGAAUAGAUCUGAGCAGCAACCAGAUCGGUAUUAUUGCCGGAGACGCCUUCCAUGGUUUAAAGCACCUUACAUCUCUGGUCUUGUACGGUAACAAAAUAGCGGAUCUCCCCAAGGGAACGUUCAAAGGAUUGACGUCUUUGCAGUUACUAUUACUCAACGCAAACAAGAUUGGUUGUAUUCGAAGAGACGCCUUUGCUGAUCUACACAACUUGAAUCUGUUGUCGCUGUAUGACAACAAUAUCCAGUCUCUAAGCAACGGGACGUUCUCAGCUCUACGCAACAUCCAAACCAUGUAAGUAUGUACAUAGUGGCAUCUCUUCUUCAUUAAUUCGGCAAAACUGUGUUUUCUAUCUUCACCUGCAUCAGGUUUUCGUGAAAUUUCUUAAGCUUGAAUAUAUUUUAAAAACAUUGGUCGAAAAGCAGCGAGACAAU